Molecule: messenger RNA, 870 nt
Organism: Vitis riparia (riverbank grape)
Lineage: Eukaryota; Viridiplantae; Streptophyta; Magnoliopsida; Vitales; Vitaceae
Product: ctenidin-3-like
Exons: 2
Coding region: 31-603 (190 amino acids)
Source: RefSeq, a predicted model, not a curated record
CCCUUUCUUUAAGAGUUCACCAUAGGGAAAAUGGGUUCCAAGGCUUUUGUUUUCCUGGCUCUUUUAUGGGCUGUUCUUCUUCUCAUCUCUUCAGAGGUGGCCGCUAGGGACUUGGCUGAGACCUCCACUGAACAAAAAAAGACUGAGGCGGCAGCAAAGACAAAUGGGGUACAUGAUGCCAAGUACCCUGGCUAUGGAGGGUACCCAGGUGGCGGAAAUGGAGGAUACCCAGGUGGGGGAUACGGAGGAUACCCAGGUGGCGGAAACGGUGGAUACCCAGGUGGCGGAAACGGAGGAUACCCAGGUGGCGGAAACGGAGGAUACCCAGGUGGCGGAAACGGGGGCUACCCAGGUGGCGGAAACGGAGGCUACCCAGGUGGCGGAAACGGAGGCUACCCAGGUGGUGGAUAUGGAGGGUACCCUGGCCGCGGAGGCUCUGGCCGUGGAGGUUAUGGUGGUAAUCCGGGCCGUGGAGGCUAUGGAGGAGGGUAUUGCCGGUAUGGUUGCUGCAGUGGAGGGUCCUAUGGAAGAGGUUGCAGGAGGUGUUGCUCCUAUGCAGGUGAGGCUGUCGAGGCAGAAACUAAAGCCAAGCCUCAGAACUGAAGCAGCAAAUGAUUAUCAGUUAAUUAGCUAUAUUGCAAUAUUAUAUGUAUAUUAUUGCUUGUGUAGUGUGUACCAAUACUUCAUUAGAAGUGCUUGUGCAUUACUGUGUACCAAUACUUCAUGAGAAGUAGCAAUAAAAUCAUGGGUGGAUGCUUAGGUCUCCACACAUGCUCUACCUGGUUAAUUAAUGUAAGAAUAUUGGACAUAUCCUUGUGAUUGUCCAAAUGCUUAAAAUGAUCAUGUCUUGUUUAGUAGCAAAAUCAACAA